Messenger RNA from Blepharisma stoltei, 2146 nucleotides. The record is from the annotation of a GenBank genome assembly. Lineage: Eukaryota; Ciliophora; Heterotrichea; Heterotrichida; Blepharismidae.
AUGGGAAAACUAUUCAUUUUAGUUACAGCUUUAAUUCAGCUCUGUUUUGGUUAUGAAAAUUUAGGAGAUACUGAUGGCACAUGAUCUCUGCUUGGAUUUACUGGAUAUGCUGGAGAGAUAGUUAUUAAUAAUUUAACAGGUUCUUCACUGUUUUAUUGGCUUUUCCAAGCCACUCAAGGGAACAUUACCUCACUCCCCGGCUAAUAUAACGAAAUUUUGCUUAUUUUAGAGGUUUUAAAAUGAGUAAAUUUUAUAUGAGUUUCUUGAAAUUAUUUAUUUAGGGGAAAAUGUCCAAAAAUCAAAUACUCAAUUUUAAGGCAUUUGCCCCAUAUAAUAAAUAAAUUACUAUCUACUCAUGAAAAAUAAAAAUGGUGAUGUUGACAGAAAUUUGACUCCGAGACACAUUUACCUAUGGAGCAGAUAGGACCCAUCCUGAUGAAGCUGAAAGCAAUGCCUGUGUCCCUUUUGAAGUGGGCCUUCAGGUUUGGGGAUGCCUUGCCGAAGAGGGAAGUUUUGUUUCUCCCAAAGUUUUUCCUGCCCUGCUAGAUGGGAGACAGAUUUUGCCUGCCAUAUGGUUUUCCCUUGCCAGGGCUAUCGGGGCACUCUACAGGCGGUGGCUCUUUCCUAGCGAGCUGAUACCUUGGAUAGGUGGUUCAGGUUAGAAAUUCAAGAUAGCAGCCUUCCUUUUCCUCUUUGUCUCGUGGGGCGAGGAGGAGACUAUUUUGUAGCCGAGACGAGGCAAAGGCUAGCGUGCUUCAUGGAUUAUGGCCAGUUUAAUGGUUUAACUUAUAUCUACUCAUAUAAAAUUUGCUAUUUGCGAUUUUGUUAUUAUUGGGGUUAUUGGGGAGAGUCAGAUAAACUACCAAUAAUUUUAUGGCUGCAAGGUGGCCAAGGCUGCUCAGGUUCAACUGGAAUGGUUUUUGAAAAUAUUGGGCCAUUUGGUAUAAACAAUAACACCCAGCCUGCUAUAAACCCUUAUACGUGAAUCAGUAAUUAUCAUGUGAUUAUGGUAGAUUUUCCUAUUGGAGCUGGAUAUUCUAUUGCAAAUUCUCCUAGUGACAUGAAAAACACGACUAUGGCAUCAGUUGCAUAUCUAUAUAACUUUUUGGUCAAGCUAAGCAUAAAGUACCCAACUUGGUUUAAUCGUGAUGUAUCCCUUAUCCCCUGAUUAUCAUAUAGAAUUUGCUAUUACAUACAAUUUUUCUAUAAAAAUAAGAAUUAAAUUAGAAAAAAAUAAAUGAUUAUUUUCUAUUAAAAUUAUAUAUAUAUUUUUGGAGAAAGCUAUUCUGGGCAUUUUAUCCCUGGAAUUGCCUAUACAAUCUUAAUGAACAAUAAAUCGCCUAACGCUCAAAAAGUUUUCAGUCUAAAAGGUAUUGCAAUAGGUGAUCCUUGGAUUGAAGCUUAUACGCAAACCCAAUAUUAUGCAGAAUACGCUUAUUCGUCUGGAUUAAUUGAUUUAGAAGAAAAAGGAAUAAUAGAAAGCUACCAGCAAGAAAUCAUUGUAGCGCUCAACGCAUCAGAUUAUAAUAAAGCUAAUAACGCAGAUCUAUAUCUUGAAUAUGAACUUUUUGCUAAAUAUUUAAAAACAUCUCCAUUUUUUUUCGUAAAAAAUAGGAAAAAAUUAAUUAAUAAAAAUUUCCCUUAUCCUAAAUAUUCUGGAAACGCUGACCCUUUCAAUGUUCGGUAUUUUUAUGAUAACUAUAACAUGGGCCAAGUGCCAGCCUGGAUGAAUUUGGCUUCUACUAAAAGUAUGCUUCAUGCGCCUUUAAAUGUCACUUGGGUAAGCUGCAAUGGAACUAUUGGGAAUGCAUGGACCGUUGACAUUAUGAGUUCAAUGGCAAAUUAUUUGCCUUAUAUUUUAGACAACAUAAGAGUUCUUAUAUGAAACGGCCAAGACGAUUUUGAUGUAACAAAUAUUGGAACUCAGGCGCUCCUUGCCAAGCUGAACUGGCAGAAUAUUAAAGGCUUUACAAGUGCGAGGAAACAUAUAUGGAAAGUAAAUAAAGAAGUGGCAGGCUACGCUAUUUCUUAUAAUAACUUAAGCUUUGUAUUGACCCUGAAGGCAGGGCAUCUAUUUUCUCAUGAUCAGCCGCAGAAUGCUAAAGAUUUGGUCAUUCGGUUUAUUAAUAAUCAAGGGUUUAAUUAG